Akanthomyces muscarius is the source of this 3180-nucleotide messenger RNA. RefSeq lists its product as uncharacterized. The transcript has 3 exons. The record is from RefSeq and is a predicted model, not a curated record. NCBI's taxonomy places the organism in Eukaryota, Fungi, Ascomycota, Sordariomycetes, Hypocreales, Cordycipitaceae. Bases 1 to 3180 code for a protein of 1059 amino acids. Gene Ontology annotation, molecular function: protein binding. Gene Ontology annotation, biological process: positive regulation of TORC1 signaling. Gene Ontology annotation, cellular component: cytoplasm.
AUGGACCGUCCAGAGCCAGGUCUCAUCAAAUGGACUGCCAAUCCGCAGCUGGACAGUUUUGUUCAAGUCAACCUCCAACAUCGAUAUGUCCAGAUUUACGAAGCCAAUGGCUUUGCGCGCAACGGUCGAUUCGACUACGUCCGGCGCGUCCGACACGACGACUUCCCCCCGCUGACAACGUAUGACUGGUCACCUUGCGACCCGGGACUGAUUGCAAUUGGCACGGGCGGAGGUGUUGUGAAUCUCUUGCGCGUAGAUGAUGGCUCCAAUGCCUUUGUGGAGCUGGGCUUGAAGAUGGCGAGGAACUGUCACGCGGUGGCAUUCAACACAACAGGCUUAUUAGCUGUAGGUCUGGACCGUGUGCGCAUGGACCAGAGCUUGCACGUGUGGGAUAUCUCACGCCUGUCGUCGAUAGACCCUCCGAUGCGAGGGUUCCCGGCUGAUGCCCACGAUCAUGUCGACAACGUUGCACACCUGGAGCCCAGUGUCUCCGUCUCCAGUCUCAAAUUCUUUGAAGACAGCCCGCAUACCCUUGUCGCCGGUAUCAAGUCGCAUGGGGUCAGGAUACACGAUUUACGUGACCCGAAUCCGGCUGUUACCUUUCACACCAGAUGCAACAACAAUAUUGCCAUCGACUACGCAGACCAAAACUACUUUGCGUCAUCUAGCCUUGAUCACCCCGGCGUGAUGAUCUGGGAUCGGCGAGCGAGCAAUCGUCCCGUUGCCUCGGCAUCAUACGUUCAGACUGUGGAGGAUGAUGAUAUGCCGUGGGGUGCUGCUCUGCGCCUCGACCAGGCGAUUGAGACUGAUCAUGAUCCAUCCAUUGUGGACGAGCGACACUCCAUGAUCCGAUCACUUCGCUACUGUCGCAACCAGCGUGGUCUUUUGGCCAUCCUCUCGCGUACAGGCGAGCUUCGUGUCCUCGAUACAAAAAAAGAUUCGCCGUCUCGCAGCAUUACAACGGAGCAGGGCCCAGAACUGCUCCAUGUGGAAAAAUCACAUGAGCUCGAUCUAUCAUAUCGCCACAACUCGAGAAAGAAUGAUCGCAUUGUGUCUUUUGACUGGGUUACUCUGGGAUCGCCGGAUCUUAAUCCAAGGCUACUCGCCCUACGAACCAGCGGCAAGUUUGACAUUUUGGAAAUGCCCUCGGCCUCAGCAGAUCAUGCCUAUAAGCUCAUUCCAUGGAAGUCACCCCAUCGUGGCCUAGAGUCAGGCCACACCUACCAAGACAUCAUGCAAUUCGAAUCCAAGCAAGGCAUGGAAGUUCUUGCUGCCACACUUGUAGAUCAGGCGCUGCACGAUGUGCCCAUUUUUGGCCCCGACAAGAUUGCUGUCAAGGAGGGCAUAGAUGCAGCCCUGAAGAGCCAGGACCCAAGCUCUGCUGUGAUUGAGCGAGUCAACGAUAUUGCUACACCACUCCCAGAAUCAUUCUAUGCGACGAAGACGAUUGCCGGCAAGCUCCGAGCCGUGCGCAAUUUCAUCAAAGACUUAGAAUCCAAAAAUCCUUCGACAGCAGGUCGAUCCCGCGUUCCUAAUGAACUGUCCCUGGCUACAAAUAGUGUCGAGUCUUGCAGGGAGUUUCAUGAAGCGCUUCUUGCGGCGACCAUCAAGACCAAUGGCUUGCCCACCGACGCGCAGAGUGCAGUCGAUCAUGCCAUGCUGUUUCGCGCCAAAGAAAAGUACCUAUUUGAUCCCACUGUAAACAGAAAGAUUGUGUCGGACGAUCCUUGGAAGAGAUAUGUCUGGGAUUGGAUAGCUGACGCUGAACUGGCAGCUUAUGACAGUAGCUUGGUGCUGUCUGGCACCGAUAUCAGCUAUCUCGGGGUCCACGCGAUAUGGACAAACGACCUAGGACGCAACCCGACAACGAGGGUCAGCCCAGGCACCACGAACCUCCCCGACGCCCUGCAAUGGGAGCGGUUCAUCGGGCCGUACUGCAAGAAGCGUCGCUUCCCGCGUUUCGACACCGUCUUCACCAAGCGGCCGCACACGCGCCAGCUUUGUCUCGAGAUCUGCGGCUGGGGCGACCCGGAGUCCAACGACCCGGCGGACUUCGAGCGCGAUCCGUCCCCAGACUACCCGACGCCCAUCCACACCAUGACCGCCUGCCGGUCUCUAUUCCACGGCGACAUUCGCCAUGCCAUUGACAUUCUCAAGAAAGCGAGCUCGGCGCACCCCGAGCUGCUCUUCGUCUCGCUCGCGCUGCAGCUCAUCGACCGCGGCAACAAGCAGCUUGCCAAGGAGCAGCUCGAUUUCGACGACACGGUCGCCUCCAAGACGGAUCCCUACCUGCGCGCCAUCUCCACCCUCAUCGCCACCGGCGACUGGUCCCUCAUCGCCAACCAGCGCUCCCUGCCCCUCGCGGACCGCGCGUACGUCGCCGUGCGCAACUUCCACGACGACGAGCUGACGCGCUGGCUCACGGACCAGGUCGCCUUCGCCGUGGAGGAGGGCGACGUCGAGGGCAUCGUCCUGACGGGCAUCUCGGACCACCUGGUCGACAUCUUUGCCAAGUAUGUCGAGAAAUUCCACGACUACCAGACGGCGAUCCUCGUGCUCUCGCUCUGCUACCCGAAAUACAUUGAUGACUUUCGCUGCCGCGCUUGGCGCAACGCCUACCGCGCGCUGCUCCAGCGCCACCGCUUCUUCUUCCAGCGCACCAAGUUCGAGGUCGAGUCCACCAAGCGCUCCAAGCGCGACGGCUCCAACCCACUCAUCAAGCCGCCAUCACGACAGAUCGCCCUGCGCUGCAUCUACUGCGACGCAGAAACCUCCCUGGCCAAUCACCACCAUCACCACCAUCGCAGCAGCAGCGCCAGCGGCGGAACGAUUACCGCCGCCACUGCGCACCCUCCCCCUCCCCCCUCGUCGAGCAUGGAGUCGCGGAAUCCAUUACUCGCGACCAGUAUCAACGCCGGCGUCAGCUGCCCCAACUGCGGCCGGCACCUGCCCCGGUGCGUCGUGUGUCUCGAGGUCGUCGGCGUGCCGCGCUCGGACCGCCCCGAGGAAAAGGACGAGACCAAGAUGGCGGGCCGCUUCCCGACGUUUUGCAUGCGCUGCGAGCACGUCUUGCACCUGGACCACGCGAGGCAGUGGUUCGCGCGGCACGUCGAGUGCCCGGUGCCCGAGUGCCGGUGCAAAUGCAACUUUCGGGCGAACCCAGAGCUCAACUAUCACUGA